AAUCAAUAACAAUUUCGCAGCAUCCUUUGGAGUUACCUGUCCCCAACAGGUUGUGUCUCGCGGUCGUCCUGGAAUGAGCUCAUUUAACCAGAGGCUUCGUCAUGAACCGGGCCAGGACAACCUCGACUCGUCUGCGCUGGAUUUGUGCUUUUGGCCUGGCCAUAUCCUUGUACUCCUUGUACGUGAAACUCAAACUCGGCAAGGACGAAAACUACAAACCGAUUUGUGAUGUGGCGGAUUAUGUUAGCUGCUCAUUGGUUUUCAAAUCAAACUAUGGAGAUAACUUUGGUUUCAAUACAAAAUUGUUUUACGAACAAAUCCCCAAAAACCUGAACCAGCCGAAUGGAGCCAUCGGAUGUGUCUUCUACUUGUUGUAUUUUUUAAGCUCCUUUUUUGAACAUCGAUGGCUUUGUGUGGCUCAACUGAUAAUAUGUUCUUUCACCUUAAUUCUUUGUUUUUAUUUAGGUUUCCUGCUAGUUUUUGUUUUCUACAAUUGCUGUGUGGUUUGUGUUACUAUUUAUAUUAUUCAAACCUGGUUGUUCCUGGAGGUAUUCAGACGCUACAAACGUCUCUAUAUGAACAAAUAAAAAGUGAAAUAAAAUGAAAAUGUUUGG
Molecule: messenger RNA, 614 nt
Organism: Drosophila ananassae
Lineage: Eukaryota; Metazoa; Arthropoda; Insecta; Diptera; Drosophilidae
Gene: Vkor
Product: vitamin K epoxide reductase complex subunit 1
Exons: 3
Coding region: 102-587 (161 amino acids)
Biological process (GO): vitamin K metabolic process; peptidyl-glutamic acid carboxylation
Molecular function (GO): vitamin-K-epoxide reductase (warfarin-sensitive) activity
Source: RefSeq, a predicted model, not a curated record